Messenger RNA from Clonostachys solani, 1668 nucleotides. NCBI's taxonomy places the organism in Eukaryota, Fungi, Ascomycota, Sordariomycetes, Hypocreales, Bionectriaceae. The record is from the annotation of a GenBank genome assembly.
AUGAACUUUCCUACCAUCAUACCCAGCGACUCGGGGGUCGCCUUUCCCAUAGCUUUGCUAUUCAUCACUGUGGCGGUUUACUCCAUUGCGAGAGGCGCUAUUUGGCGAAGCAAACCAUCGCGGUUCUGGUCAUCUCAGCCCAAUAUAGGGCUCAAGAAACAACCAUUUAGUUGGUUUUUGGGAACAAUGCGGUCGGCCACCCGCAUAAAAUUCUGGGCCAGAGAGGGCUACGACAAGUACUCGAGAAACAACAUUCCCUUCACUAUUCCAACAAUGGACCGUGGUCGCUUGGUCGUCAUCCCCCGACAGCAGAUCAAGCAGGUAUACGCCCUAACGGAUGGUGUUCUGGAUGUACAUGAAACCCAGGACGAGAACCUGCAAAUGAAAUAUACAGUUUGGGAUAAAGAUGUUAUAGAGGAGAGGCUCCAGGUCAAUGUGAUUCAUCGCCAGCUCAAUCACAACCUGGCUCAUGUAACGGGCUCUAUCUACGACGAGACUGAUUUCGGCUUCCGACGCAUGUGGGGGACGAGUGGCGAAUGGACAGAUGUGAAGGUUUGGGACACGUCUUUACGCAUCAUCGCUGGCGCAGCAAACGGUGUUUUCUGCGGCAAGCCGCUUUGUCGCAACACCGAAUUUCUGGACGCGUUACGUGAUCACGCAAUGGGCAUCUUUGGUAGUGCCAUCGUGAUAGGGUGCACACCAAACAUGUUGAAACCAAUCCCUGGCGUACUGGCUUCAUACGUUUGCCAUUACUUGUUCCGACGAGCUGCCAAAAUGGCCCUGCCCUUCAUCAAAGAGCGUCUAGACGCCACCGCGAAGCACAAGGCCAACCCCGAGUCUGGUUGGGUCCCGCCGAACGAUGGCCUGCAGUGGAUUAUCGAUGAGUGCUAUGGUAGUAAAAGAGACUCACAGCUGAACCCAGUCCGGGUCUGCCACCGUCUUCUUCUCAUCAACGAUGUCUCGUUGCACACUACCAGUUUCACUAUGCAAGACUUCAUCUUAAACCUAUUCAGCACAAACUCUUCGUUUGGCUAUGUUGAAAUACUGCGGGAGGAGUGCGUGGCGGCCUUGGAGGAAUCAGGUGGUCGAUGGGAUCGAUCCGCCAUUGACAAGCUCAGGCUCGUUGACUCCGCAAUCCGAGAAUCGAUGAGGCUCUCCCCUGUCGGUCAAAUUAUGCUGCCGAGAAAAGUGAUUCACCCCGACGGCCUAGUUUUGGAUAAUGCCAAAGACCCCGUACCAUUUGGCACAGAUGUGUCCGUGCCCAUCGAGCCAAUCCACCACGACGAAUCAAUAUAUGAGAAUGCUCUUAGCUAUGAACCAUUCCGAUUCGCCCCUAUAGACGCUGUAGAAAAGGUUUUGGGCCGCUUCUCCGAUGAACAGAGGGCGAGUUUCAAAGGAAACAUGGGCACGUCUGUCGACAUCCAACGGAAGCCAAAGCCUAGGAUGACGGUGGUGCUGGACGAGACUUUCCUUGGAUUUGGUGUUAGUGGCAAGCAUGCAUGCCCCGGAAGAUUCUUUGCUUUGGUAGAGAUGAAGUUAUUCGUGGCUUACCUGCUGUUGAACUACGACAUCGAAUUCCUGAAGGAGAGGCCAAAGCCGGUCAGCGUUCUCUGGCUGAACCAUCCAUCGGGGGCUUCUGUGCGAGUUUGUAGAAGGACAAGAGUGUGA